AUGCCGGGAUGCGACGUGAAGGCAAGAUAUCUGCCAGCCACCUUCGCGUGGAUCCUUUUACUCAGCACCACAACCCUAUUUUUUUAUUAUCCAUGCCAAUACUAUCUCUUCAAAUACCCAUGGGUACCAGCUCUCCAAGGAGUGAUUGCCUUUUUUGUACUGGCCAACUUUACCCUUGCAACUUUUAUGGACCCAGGUGUCAUUCCAAAAGCACCUCCAGAUGAAGAUAAAGAGGAUGAGUUUAGGGCGCCGUUAUUCAAAAACGUUGAGAUCAAUGGGAUAACUAUACGUAUGAAGUGGUGUGUCACUUGUAAAUUUUACAGACCACCUAGAUGUUCACACUGUAGUGUCUGUGAUCAUUGUAUUGAGACAUUCGAUCAUCAUUGCCCAUGGCUGAAUAAUUGUAUUGGAAGAAGAAAUUAUAGAUUUUUUUUCUGUUUUUUAUUAUCACUUAGUUGCCAUAUGCUCAGUAUAUUUGGGCUCUGUUUAUAUUUUGUUUUGGAGCAUAAAGAAAAACUUGGAGAGGUCGAUACGACAAUUGCUAUGGUGCUGAUGGGCGUGGUGACAUUAUUAUUUAUUCCAAUUAUUGGGCUAACAGGGUUUCACGUAAUACUUGUGUCAAGAGGACGUACAACAAACGAACAAGUUACUGGCAAAUUUCAAAAUGGUUAUAAUCCAUUCUCGCGUGGAUGCUUUCAUAAUUGUUGUUAUACACAAUUUGGACCACAAUUUCCUAGUUUAAAGAAGCCUGAAAAAUACUUAGAAAAACGUCGUGGUGCCUCUGCGUCUGAGAUAUCUACGAUAGGAAGCGAGAACCAGGUAAAAACCUACAUGGAUAGCAGCAAUGGUGUUAGAAAUGCCAGUUCAAAUGCUUACAACAAGUUAUCUCCUGGUCGAGACGGAUCUGACACGGAUAUGGAGCCAACGGCUUCACAGUCUGCAGAUUGUGAGCCAACGCCUCCGUUACAAAGACACGGAUCGAAAAGUAAUUUUUUCCUGCCACCUGUGGAGACAAAUGAUUCGCCUAGACAUCCACCUCCACAGCACCGCCAUCCAAUGCACUAUCCACGCGGAAGUCCUCACCCACGAUCUAGGGGAAUGAAUGGUUCGCGUAGUCAUACGCCGGACGCAUUGUCGCCGGAAGGAGCGGGAUCACCAGCCGCUGGUCCGCAAAGAGGUCAGGGUCAAGGUGGCGCAAGCCCAACUAUGCAACAACGCAUCAGAGCUAUCGGUGUGCCCACGCCUCUUGCCAUUUCCAGUCCAAUUCGCAGUCCACAACGUCGUUUUCUGUCUGAAAGUGAGCUGAUACGACAAAACAAUGAUCAUCCUUACUCACGUACCAACAAUACCGUGGAUAAUAUACGUGAACUGGCUGGUUCACCGCAACGGGGUGUCUAUAUGUGGAAAGACAAUUCACCAAGUGGUUACCCAGGUCCACCAGGUAUGGGAGGCGUUAAUAUGCCAGGCAAUAAUAUCGGAAUACCUGUGCAUCCGUCGGCGUUAUCACAACGACCUCCACCGCCUUACGAUUAUUACUGUUCGAAUCCGACAAGUCCGACACAGCAGCCAUACUCAACAGCUCCACGUGCGGCUUAUCAUCCUGCCUCGCGAGGUGGUGUACCUGUAUUUCCUCCCACCCACCAAUCGCCUCAGGUCAAGCGUAAAAAUCCACCGAGCAUGGCAACACCAACGACUCCAACGUCCAACGACGCGCGACGACGACCCAUGUCAUUUGUACGUGCUUUAGAGAUGAAUGACUCGAUGGAGAUGGUCUCGAUACCCAAUGAUACGAGAUCCUCACAAAGACCGACAACACCAACCCCCGAUCGCACUAGUGUUUAUGAUAUGAACUAUGAAAUAUCUGUAUAG
Molecule: messenger RNA, 1869 nt
Organism: Cotesia congregata
Lineage: Eukaryota; Metazoa; Arthropoda; Insecta; Hymenoptera; Braconidae
Source: the annotation of a GenBank genome assembly